AUGCUGCUGAAUGUAGUACAGGGACCCAUUAGCUUUUUGGAUCUAAAAACAGUUGACGGCCAAGAACUUGAAACUUUUCGACAAGCGUGUGAGAAGUUGGGGUUGUUGGAAGAUGACAACCACUGGAAUGCCACAAUGGAAGAGGCAGUGCUGUGUCGCUCUCCUUCGGAAAUAAGAGAACUAUUUGCAAUAUUGAUAUGCACUUGCGGUUUAUCCAAUCCUCUUCUACUAUGGGAUAAGUAUAAAUCUACAUUAUCGGAGGAUAUCUUGCAUAGAUUUGAAAGGAUGGGUCAAGUCAACAAUGAUCUAUGUUUCAAUGAAGCACUAAGACAUAUAGAGGACAAAAUAAUAACGAUUUCCGGUAAGAAAUUGUCUGACUUCAGUAUGCCUACACCAGAGCGUCGAGGAGAGUUGUCGACCGAUUUGAUCAAAGAGCUAAGCUACGAUAUUGCUUUAUUAGAUGCUCAGGUCAGCGAAACUGAACCACGCCUGCUACCCGAACAAAAAAACAUUUAUAACAAAAUAUUACAACGAGUUGAGCUCGACAAAGGCGGCCUUUUCUUUCUUGACGCCCCGGGCGGUACAGGUAAAACAUUUUUGCUUAAUUUGCUUCUAGCAAAAAUUCGUAAGGACCGUAAAGUUGCAUUAGCGGUGGCUUCCUCUGGGAUCGCUGCAACAUUGCUGAGCGGUGGACGAACGGCACAUUCGGUUUUUAAAUUACCUCUUAAUCUGGCGAGCGAAGAAACCCCAACGUGCAAUAUCAGUAAGAGCAGUGCCCGUGGCGCCCUCUUGCAACAAUGUAUGCUGAUCGUGUGGGACGAGUGCACUAUGUCACACAAACGCGCCAUUGAGGCGCUUGAUCGCUGUCUACAAGAUAUUCACAGCAAUCGAAAGUUGAUGGGUGGUGUGGUAGUGUUAUUGGCAGGGGAUUUUAGACAGACUUUACCUGUUAUCGAGAGAGGCACUGCAGCAGAUGAAAUUAACGCAUGUCUAAAAGCCUCAUAUCUGUGGUCUAAAGUUGAAAAGCUUUAUCUUACCACUAACAUGCGAGUCCAGUUAUUCAGCGAUGUCGAAUCAGGAGCAUAUGCUCAAAAACUGCUAGAAAUUGGUGAAGGCCACCUAAACACCGACCAAGAAGUUAUGUCAUCCGAUGACACUACAAGUUAUCCCGUAGAGUUCCUAAACUCUUUAGAGUUGUCCGGGGUGCCAUCACACAAGUUGGAAUUAAAGGUAGGUGUACCCGUUUUGUUAAUGCGUAACCUGGAUGCGCCAAGAUUAUGCAACGGUACUCGGUUGCGAGUUACCGAAUUAGGAAGGCAUAUAGUGAAGGCUACAAUUUUAACUGGAGAAGCCAAGGGAGACAAUGUUCUUAUACCGCGCAUCCCAAUCAUACCCAACAACUUGCCAUUCAAUUGUAAACGCCUGCAGUUCCCAUUAAAAGUCGCAUUUUCAAUGACGAUCAACAAAUCGCAGGGUCAAACCUUGAAGGUAGCAGGCCUACAUUUGGGCACACCAUGUUUUUCUCACGGUCAGCUCUAUGUGGCUUGCUCACGUGUUUCCAAAGCGAAGAAUCUGCAUGUUUAUGCUGAAGGAAAAAGAUCGUUAAAUGUAGUUUAUAGGAGCAUACUGCAGUAG
Molecule: messenger RNA, 1635 nt
Organism: Amyelois transitella
Lineage: Eukaryota; Metazoa; Arthropoda; Insecta; Lepidoptera; Pyralidae
Product: ATP-dependent DNA helicase pif1-like
Exons: 2
Coding region: 1-1635 (544 amino acids)
Biological process (GO): telomere maintenance; DNA repair
Molecular function (GO): DNA helicase activity
Source: RefSeq, a predicted model, not a curated record